AUUUGUGUCAGCAUUAAAUUGUAUCCUCAUCAACUUCUUUCUUUCAAUUCAAUGCCUUUGGAAGUGUAAACGUUAGGAUCGAGAGAGAGCAGAGAUGGUUGACUGGUCUCAGUUACCGGAGAGACUCCUCUUCAUGAUCGCCGUCCGAUUGUGCUCCGUCGUGGACCUCUUCCGUUUUCGCAGCAUCUGCAGAUCUUGGCGCUCCUCCGUUUCUGGCAACGAAGAUCCUUUUCCGAGACGCCCUCUCAUCGAGCUUGACCCACUCGUCGCCAAAUUUUCUAUCGACCAAGCCGGAAACGAACAGAUCUCCGGUCUCGAUCGCGGCGCGUUCCUCUCACGCGCCGCCUUCUUCCGCGUAGCUCUGUCCUCAUCGUCGUCAUCGUCGAGCAAGAGCUGGUUGAUUAAAUCCGACACGGACCUCAGAUCGGGGAGACUCCGUCUCCUAAACCCUCUUUCGCGCAAACUGCUUCCUCGUAACUUCCAUAGCCUCGAUCUGUUGCAGUUCACCGUCUCGGAGAUACAAGAAUCCUACGCGAUCGGAGACUUUCGAACUAGGAAAACAUUUCCAGGCUUCAAAAGAGUGGUUCUUGUCUCUGUCCCAGGAGGAGAUCCUCGGAUUGUCGGAAUCGGCUUGGAUGGGAAAAUAAGGUACUGGAACGGAGAAAUCUGGACCAGAGUCGUAGUCGGUGGUGGUGAUGAUGAAAUGGGUAAAUUCUACGACAUUACAGUUCACAAAGGGCUAACUUACGCCUUGGAUUCCAAAGGGGUUGUUUGGAGGAUCAGCUCAUCUCUUAGCUUCUUAAAGUUUGGACCUUUACUCGACGAAAGCAUCAUCACUAAUAAUAGCUGUUGCAGAGACAAGAGCUUUGUGGAAUGUUGCGGAGAGCUUUACAUAGUGGAUCGUCUCCUGGAAGAGAAACCACGAGAGAGAUUCAACUUGGAUGGUCAUGUUCCUCACGUUCGUUGUUUUGCCUAUGUGUUACACGACGAUGUUGAGAACGUGAUAUGUCACCGAUCAGAUCUCGAAUCCACAGAUUUGAACAGCCCCAAAACGGUCGGUUUUAAGGUUUACAAGAUGGAUGAGGAAUUGGGGAAAUGGGUAGAGGUUAAUUCUUUGGGAGACAAUGCGUUUCUGGUGGCUACUGACUGUGGUUUCUCGGUUUUGGCUAAUGAGUUCUAUGGUUGCUUGGAAAAUUCUAUAUACUUCACCGAUAAGGAAUGUGAGAUUCUGGUCUUCAAGCUAGAUGAUGGUAGUAUCACAAGAAUAACGACACCUGAGCAGAGUUGUUUCCAAGUGUUUCUUCCUAGCUUUCCCGGCCAUGGAUCGUGUUCAGCAAGUAUCCAUCUUUAUAACAUGGAUAGUGCAUUAGGAAUUUAAGAUAACUACAUGCAGUGGCUAUGCAUGUGUGGGUUUUGUUUUGUGCAUUUGCAUAUGUUAUGCGGUUAUUAGAACUUUGCAUUAUGCAGCUUUAGUUAAUGGAGUUUUGUUAUUAGACCUUUGCAGCUCUUAGGUUAAAAUGCAUUUUCUUUAUUAAUAAAAGAAACAGUAUGUGACUACUUGGUAUGUCAGUGUUGUGAUUCUUGGUC
Messenger RNA from Eutrema salsugineum, 1587 nucleotides. RefSeq names its product F-box protein At2g17690. The record is from RefSeq and is a predicted model, not a curated record. Lineage: Eukaryota; Viridiplantae; Streptophyta; Magnoliopsida; Brassicales; Brassicaceae. Gene Ontology annotation, molecular function: protein binding. The coding region runs from base 95 to 1378 and encodes 427 amino acids. The transcript has a single exon.